AUGAUCCUUGACUAUAAGACAUGGAACUCUGUCCACUGGAUGGAGACAUUUCUCCAUGUCUUCGUCCACUUCCAUAAGUUAUGGAAGUGGAUGGAGACAUGGAACUCCGGCCACUGGACAGAGACAUGUAUUGUAGCACAUAUAACUUCAGCAUUUGCAAUUUACUCUGGGCUCUUUUGGACUGCUCUUUCUGUUGUUAUGCUUGAGCCUCCUGCUAAAUCCGUAGCCUGGGUUCAAGGGGCAGCUAAAGUUAAGUGUCUGGCCCUUCCAGAAUUUGAAAAAUCCCCUGGAGUUGGGGAGAACCGUAGGAAAAGAGCCUUCCAUCUACCUCCCUUACACCUCCUACCAUCCUCCGAUGCUCUGACCACCGCCUCCGUCGUAUUCUUCCGCCGCCAUCCAGCAAUCUUUGUUGUAGUUGAAACUGGGCAUCUGUAUCAACAAAAUGCAGUGGAACAAGAUCUGAUGAGUGAAAAUAUUGAAUUGGUAUCCGCCUUCUGA
Messenger RNA from Fraxinus pennsylvanica, 498 nucleotides. The record is from the annotation of a GenBank genome assembly. NCBI's taxonomy places the organism in Eukaryota, Viridiplantae, Streptophyta, Magnoliopsida, Lamiales, Oleaceae.